AGGAAGGAAAGAAAAGCUGAAGAAGUGACCAUUAUGCGUUGUGACGUGCAUUAAAAGAAAAAUAUCGUGCUUACUUCAAGUACGAUCAUUUAUCAAGUAGAAGAAAAAGACUAUUUAACCUUCUUAGUAGUGUUGAACGAAUUUAAAAAAAAAAAACGUCGGAAGUGGGAGAGAAAAAUAGAAAGGAGGAGAAACAGUUGGUCGGCGUGGGAGUUAGGGGGGUUUCUAGGAGGAAGCCAGGAAUCGAGCGAAGAAGAAGAAGAGGAAAGAGAAAGAAAGAGAGAGAGAGAGGGGCGAGGGAGGGAGAGAUAAAGAAAAGAGAAGGAGAGAAAAAACAUCGAAAAUUUUCCCUCUCCACCCUCCACGUUCUAUUACCCUGUACAUAUUUACGCCUAUCAUGAGAGUUUAUUUCUACAGUCAUCAAAAGUUAUAUAUCAGACUUGACGAAUUAAUUAAUAAUCAGUCUCUCUCUCGUCAAUCGCAUUAAUUUUCUACAAAAAAUCCUCGUUAAAGUGUGCCCAAUUGAACGUACAAUCGUUGUAAUGAUAGAGAAAAGUUUGACUACUAUUCGUGAGUAAUCUUUAACUGCGGCCAUAACCUCAAAAUUGUCCAGUGAAAACAUUUUGUUUAAGAAGAAUAGAAGAAAGAAGAGAACAAAAAAAGGAAAGAGAAAAUAAGAGGCCAAUCAAAUUCUUCCAUAACCUCUCUCUCUCUCUUUCUCUUUUUUAUCCGUUUAUAUUCGACAACGAAUUUUGAAGUUGCAUUUAUAAAGGAGCGAGAAAAGCGGCAAGGUUUCACGAUUACAUUUACAACAGAAAUUGUUAACUUGAUUUCUUCCUAAGUUACUAAUUGAAUCAAUUUGAUCAUUCAUUGAUAAGAAUAUCAAUAUGCAUAAUGGAAAUGGUGCGAAGAUGUAACUAUGUAAUCAGUUUUGAUAGAACCAAGAACUCAUUGGUUUGUUCUAAGAAGCUUGUGAAAAAGUGUAUUUAAAGUGUUUUAAUUUUAUACCAAAGACAACUGUGUGUUGUGACUUACUCGAACAAGAUGGAUAUCAGUGUAAUAAUGCAGUGUCGACUUUACAGAUGGAUAAACAGGGAUGACUGAAAAUUGUUGGAACUCUGGUGGUGGCGCUGGCGUCAAGAUGGAGCACUUUCAGGCCACCCUGGACCCAAGGAAGCAGGAGUUAUUGGAGGCCCGCUUUCUCGGAGCGAGGAUGUCUGCUGGGUCACAAAUUCAGAUGGCACCCCAAUCAACCGUAAACUCUGGUCAGUCGGUUCAUAGUCAAGACUCGAACAUGAGUACCGGCUCUUCGCAUAGUGAUAAGGAGGUAGAUCCAAAUACUCCAGAAAAAAUACCAAGAACUCCUUCUGAAAGGAAAAGAAAGCGUAAAGCUGAUGAUGGUGGUGGAGGGGUUCCAGGAGGGCCGGUGGGUAGCAAAGGAACCAGGUCUGUCGCAGCUUUAGAGAACAAGAAAAUCAACGAAUAUUUUUCAAAACACCAUCUUGGUAAUAGUCCCAUUCGACACGGAGGAGCUAAAAGCCCUUCUCCGCAGCAGGGAUAUCCCAUGUAUCCUCCAUCACCACAACCUUUUUCACCUCAAGUAACAACGCCUAACUCCUCGGUGGCAGAAUUUUCGUCUUUGAUGCAACCACCGAGGCCUCAUCCGCAACCUCCAACUCUUCCACCACCGUCUUCGACGCAACCUGCAGGCUCUAUGGUCAGCAAGCAGGUGCAGGUAAGGCCUACCAACCUCAGUAGGACAAGCCAGGUCAGGCAAGCGAAGACUAACACCCCAAAUACAGAACUAACUUGCCAGAGGAUACAAGAAUUUGAAACUCAAGCUUCUUCGGACUUAGAACUACGUAAUAACAAAAUUGACGAAUUAAAUAGAACGACAGAAGAACUUAGGCAUCAAAUGGCUAAUCAACAAAAACUUAUUGAGCAGCACAAAUCCCAUAUAAAUAAGUGUAUAGACGUUGUAAAGAAGUUAUUAAAAGAAAAAUCAAACAUAGAAAAAAAGGAGGCUAGGCAAAAGUGUAUGCAAAAUAGACUGAGGUUGGGACAGUUUGUGACCCAGAGGGUAGGUGCAACGUUUCAAGAAAAUUGGACGGAUGGUUACGCAUUUCAAGAAUUAGCUCGAAGACAAGAAGAAAUUGCAACUGAGCGGGAAGAAAUUGAUAGACAGAAGAAAUUAUUGCUCAAAAAGAGGCCGUCUAAUAGUGAAACAAGUAGAAAACGUAGUCAGCCUCAACCUUCCUUGCAUAAUGGAACUGAAGCUACAUUCUUAAAACCAGAUGCUGUGCCUGGUUCUUAUACGUGGCAAGAGUAUUAUGAAGCUGAUGAAAUACUCAAGUUGCGGCAAAGUGCGUUGAAAAAAGAAGACGCUGAUCUGCAACUAGAAAUGGAGAAAUUAGAAAGAGAACGAAAUUUACACAUCAGAGAGUUGAAGCGUAUUCAUAACGAGGACCAAUCGCGAUUCAAUUCUCAUCCUGUAUUGAAUGAACGUUACCUUUUACUAAUGUUAUUGGGAAAGGGUGGCUUCAGUGAAGUGCAUAAGGCAUUUGACUUAAAAGAGCAACGGUAUGUUGCUUGUAAAGUGCAUCAAUUAAAUAAAGACUGGAAAGAAGAUAAAAAAGCUAAUUACAUAAAGCACGCAUUACGGGAAUAUAAUAUACAUAAAGCUCUAGAUCACCCUCGUGUUGUAAAAUUGUAUGAUGUGUUUGAAAUUGACGCCAAUUCCUUUUGUACUGUCUUGGAGUAUUGCGAUGGACACGAUUUAGAUUUUUACCUCAAACAGCAUAAAACUAUACCAGAAAGGGAGGCAAGGUCGAUCGUCAUGCAAGUAGUAUCGGCAUUGAAGUACCUCAAUGAAAUUAAACCACCGGUCAUACAUUAUGAUCUAAAGCCAGGUAAUAUAUUACUCACAGAAGGUAAUGUCUGUGGAGAAAUAAAAAUUACAGACUUUGGAUUGAGUAAAGUUAUGGAUGAAGAAAAUUACAAUCCUGAUCAUGGUAUGGACCUUACAUCCCAAGGUGCUGGUACUUAUUGGUACCUCCCACCAGAAUGUUUUGUCAUUGGAAAAAACCCUCCUAAAAUAUCAUCAAAAGUUGAUGUAUGGAGCGUGGGAGUUAUAUUCUACCAAUGCCUUUAUGGUAAAAAGCCAUUUGGACAUAACCAAUCGCAAGCUACAAUUUUAGAAGAAAACACAAUACUGAAGGCCACUGAAGUUCAGUUUGCGAAUAAACCAACCGUUAGCAACGAAGCAAAGGGUUUCAUAAGAAGCUGCCUAGCAUAUAGGAAAGAAGAACGUAUAGAUGUACUGACACUAGCUAGACAUGAAUACCUGCAACCUCCUGUGCCAAAACAUGGCCGUCAAGCGAAUAGUCAGCAACAACAGCAGCAACAACAGAUUCAACAGCAGCAGCAGAGCUCCUUUACUAUUGGCAUGUUUAGUGGUAUGAACGCGUCAAGCAGUUCGUAGU
Polistes dominula (European paper wasp) is the source of this 3482-nucleotide messenger RNA. It is a transcript of the gene Tlk, whose product is annotated as Tousled-like kinase. Gene Ontology annotation, molecular function: ATP binding; protein serine/threonine kinase activity. Gene Ontology annotation, biological process: intracellular signal transduction; chromosome segregation; peptidyl-serine phosphorylation. Gene Ontology annotation, cellular component: nucleus. Lineage: Eukaryota; Metazoa; Arthropoda; Insecta; Hymenoptera; Vespidae. The record is from RefSeq and is a predicted model, not a curated record.